GCGUGUCGCAGCACGGGAGGGACUUGCCGCCGUGGCAUCUUGCAUAUCAUGGCAGGGCCAGACGUCGAGGGCACGUAUGGGUUUCCGAUGUACUGCGUCGCGUACGCGACGUUCAUGCUGCUGGCGUUCGUGGCGUCCGCGACCGCGUCGUGGACCCUGUUCAAGUACACCAAGCUCGUAUCGUCGUGCGUGUGCUACGCGAUGCUCAACUUUUUCGCGUGGGAAGCCGUGUGCACGUUCUUCCGCAUGAUCACGCUGGCGAGCAUGAUCCACGAGUUCCUCCUCAACACGUCGGCAUGGAUGACGCUGGACGAAAACCACGACGUCGGCGGGUUCCGCCUCAUCGGCCACGAAGUCGACGUCGAGACCAAGCAACUGCAGUCGCCGCCGUACCACAUCAAGAUCCCGUUGUUUAUUGGAGACACGGCGCUCAUCUCGGGGGCGUUCUGGAUGCUUGUGCUUGUCAUCGAACUGCUGCGGCUCGUGAAAACGACCGUCGACCGCGGUGCGCGCCUCGAGAAGGUGUUUGUGCGGUAUUACACGUACAUCAAUGCCAUCUUGGUGAUGGUGUACUUGGCCGUGAGCUUUGCGUUCCCCGAGGCAAACGACCCGUCGUUCUACUCGUCUCGGUUCCGCUCGUUUCUCGUGGCGUCGUCUGUGGCGCAGAGCGUCGUGAUAGUCGCCGUCACCCUCGGAGUCUUGUACAUGAACUGCACGGGCCAAAAACUCGAGAGCGUCGAGUGCCGCAUUGUCCAGAAGCCGCUCUACAUUCGGCUCAAGCUCAUCUUACUCAUCUACGACGUGACGGCGAUCCCGUACUUUGGCGUGGGAUGGACACUGGCCGUGCGGCCGACGUCCCGCGAGACGAGCCUGGAAUUCGUUCCAAACUGGAUCCUUAUCACGAGCAAUCUGCUCUUCUUUCUGUCACCGGUCGCGCUCGCGCUUGUGUUGGUGGCGAACCAGCGCUGUGUGAUGUCGUGGUGCAUGGUGUCGGAAGACGUGAUCCAGCAAAUCCAAGCGAACGAAGCGCCGACGGACUUUCCCGUGUUUGUCAACACGGACAUCGAGUCGUCCAGCGCACUGUGGGGGACCCUCGGCAACGCCAUGCACGAUGCCCAAGACAUCCAUGACAACCUCCUGCGCGCGCUGCUGGUCCCGCACCGCGGGUACGAGAUCACGACGGCCGGCGAUGCGUUUCAGCUGGCCUUCCACAACAUUCCCGACGCGGUCGCGUACUGCUUGGACGUCCAAGAGCAGCUGCUACUGCAGCCGUGGCCGCCAUCCCUCGCGACUUGCCAGAUGCCGGGAAGCGCUACGAUCACGACGCAACCAUUUCUGCUCAAGCGUCCGAAGUUGAUAUUUCACGGCGUCCGCGUCCGCAUGGGCAUCCACGCGUCGACCCCCGCGGAAGGCGAACUAGUCAACCAAGUGCAUCCGGUCACAGGCCGGACCAUGUACGUCGGGUUGUCCGAGUUGAUCGGGCGGGAAGUGAGCGAGAUUGGGUGCGGCGGACAGAUCGUUGUGACGGCACCGAUUGUGCGGUGGUUGCGGGCGAAUCUGACCAACAACACGCCGUGGGCGAAAGCGCAUCCGUUGGUGCUGCGUGAGCUCGGGGUAUACCACAUUGACGACUUGAGCAUCGACUUGGGCAUUGCCCAACUCGUUCCGGCGGACCUCGCCGACCGCUUGCCCAUGUUUCCGCCGUUGGACAAUGUCCGAAGCGGCUACGUCCGCCCCCCCGGCACCAACUACUCCCUUCUCAUAUCUCCGCACAGUGAAUGCCGAGAUCGACCCGACGUCGUCGAUGCGUCGCAGCGACUGCCGGCUCGAUAUUGA
Molecule: messenger RNA, 1836 nt
Organism: Aphanomyces invadans
Lineage: Eukaryota; Oomycota; Saprolegniomycetes; Saprolegniales; Verrucalvaceae
Exons: 6
Coding region: 49-1836 (595 amino acids)
Source: RefSeq, a predicted model, not a curated record